AUGAUGAGGAACUUCGUCGCUCUCGUAGCCUUUGCUGCUGGCUCUAACGCACUUGUUGGCCGCGGUGACAGCUGUUGCUUCCACCUCACAUCUUCCGGAGGUGCCUCCGGGAAGCUAGGACAGCUAGGUGAUGGUCAAAAUCGCAUUGGCGAUAGCAGCUUAUCUACAGCCAAGUAUUGUAUUGACUCCAAGGGCGAUAUCACCGAUGGAAAGGGUCGUGGAUGUAUCCUCACCCCCCCCACUACCCAGUUCCAGUGUGAUGAGGGUGCUUCUCCCACCUCAGGCUUCUCUAUCGGUCCUAAAGGCGAGCUUGAGUAUCACGGCAGCAAGGACUUUGUGGCCUGUGCUACGGGCCAGAACGGUGGUAUGAAUGUCUACACUACCCCCAACAAGACCGAUGUCACUGGCUGCGUGAAUGUGGCAUUGUCUGCCGAUAGUUGCUCAAACUCGGGCUCUAGUUCCGGCACUGGUCCUGGAGCGUCAUCCUCGGCUGGCCCACAGCCCUCUGGUGCAUCUGCUCCGGGGGCUCAAUCCACUCCUGCUGGUUCUGCCCCAGCGCCCGGAUUUACACCUGGUACUGGUACUGGCACCGGUGGUCAGCCUGGCGGCCAAUCCGGCGGCCCUGCUCCCUCGGGGGCUGCUGGCUCCCCUCUCCCCGGCUCCACUCAAACUCUUCUGACCACUGUCACUGUCACUCUCACCGAUUGCAGCUGCGCUGCAUCUGGUGCCCCCGGUGGCCCCGGUGCUGUUGGAGGCGGUGCCCAGCCAUCUGCCGGCAAGCCUGCCCCAUCUGGCGGCACAGGACAUCAACCCUCCGGCCCUGGCCCUCUUCCUGGCGGCGGCGCCCCAAAGCCCGCUGGGUCUGCUACUGCACCUGCUCCCGCUGUAGGCGGCGGCGGUGGUGCCCAGCCUACUGGAUCGGCCUCAGCUCCUGCUCCCGUUGUAGGCGGCGGUGGUGGUGCCCAGCCUACCGGAUCGGCCCCAGCUCCUAUUCCCGGUGUAGGCGGCGGUGGUGGUACUCAACCUGCUGGUACUGCUAGUGUGCCUCCUGUAGGUGGAGGCGCAAGUACACAUCCUGCUGGUUCUGCUAGCGUCCCUGGUCCCGCAGGUGGUGGUAGUGCUUCACAGCCCACUGGCUUCACCAGUGUGCCCGCUCCUCCUGGUGGUGGCGGCGGAGCCCACUCUACCGGAUCGGCUUCUGUCUCCGCUCCCCCUGUCGGUGGUGGCGGAGGUCAUCCUACUGGCUCCUCCAGUGCAUCCGUUCCUGGCAGCUCCGCCUCUACCAGCCCAUCGGGUACUGGAUCAGCUACCGGUGCCUGUCCCACUACCCUCGAGUCAGGCAACUACGAGUUCCCUCACCUUAUCGUCUCUGUCGACUCGUCUUCGCCUGACCACGCUGCCGGUACUUCAUUCAACGCUACAGUGACCUCAACCAUCUCAACUAUCUUCAACUUCGACAUCCCAUCCUCCGACGCCGGCAAGACUUGCAGCUUGGUCUUCCUCUUCCCUCACCUCCAGGAUCUGGAAACCUCGUCGUACAGCUUCAGCGGAGACGGUAAGAUUGACUUCUCCAAGCUGUCUUCUGUUGCCAAAGACACCACAUCUUUCAGCAAUGUUCCUUCGCUAUCCCAGGACCUCGGCACGAUGACCGUAUCACCUGGAAACUCGUACCUGGUUUCGACCUUCGCUUGCCCCGCUGGUGAAGCCGUCGCAUACGAGAUGAAGAAUGCCGGCAGUACUGACCUCAACUUCUUCGAGGACUGGAACCCCUCUCCUCUCGGUCUGUACAUCACCACUUGCUAA
Molecule: messenger RNA, 1803 nt
Organism: Penicillium paradoxum
Lineage: Eukaryota; Fungi; Ascomycota; Eurotiomycetes; Eurotiales; Aspergillaceae
Product: putative GPI anchored cell wall protein
Exons: 3
Coding region: 1-1803 (600 amino acids)
Source: RefSeq, a predicted model, not a curated record